AUGGAGGAGACUGAAGUGACGAUUGUCCCUGAAGGGACCACCCAGAAGGAGUCAACUGUGCAAAACACAACUCAAGGAGAUCAACAAACUGCUGAAGUGACGUCCCCAAAGUCGGCUGAGCGAUCUACCAAGAGCACUUCAUCCUCUAAGCAUCAACGAAAGAAGAAGACAACCUCGGGGAGUGCCAAAUCUGCUUCGAACGAAGAAGAACAAGACACUUCCGACGGCUCCGAGGCUGAUACUGAGCCUGAUUCAGAUGACGAUGCCAACGCCACCCAGACCGCUGACAAGUCUUGCAAGAAGCCUAAAAAGUCUUCCAAACAAUCGACCAAGAAGUCAAGCAAGCAGAAGAAGAAGAAAAGGGCCAAAGACGACCUUUCUGAUUGCGGCACCGACUCGUCAGACCCUUCAGACAGCGACGAGGAGAGCGACCAAGAAGUUGCCUCGGGAUCGAAGAAACCAGGCCUCAAGAGCCAAUUCAAGGCUCUCAAGCUUCAGGUAUCCCAACUGCAGCAGCAACUUUCCAACCCGGCCCCUGUACCUGCUUUCAGCGCCCCUGGAUACCCCCUUCCGUAUCAGUACUCCCACAGUGCAGUCGUUCCUCAAACGAACACAUCUAUUUCACAGCCUGUCGGACAACGGAGCCGCUAUGGCUUGAGGGAGAGCCGCGCGGCAUACAAAACCCCUGGAAGCUCGCUGAAGGAACAUCUCAAGGAACUUGGUCUAGGAGGGGACUCAAGCGAUGAAUCAGAUCAAGCUGCGGAGUCUAAGAAGAAAACCAAGCGUCCAGCCUUCAAGCGUGUUGACCAGGUUUGGGAUAGCAAGAUUCACAACUACAAACUGCAAGAUACAGCCGAUGUCGACAGCGAAUCGCAGUACGAGGACUUUAUCUUUCAUGUCCGCCGAACCUUUGAUUGGGAAGGCAAGUACCGUACCACGUACGUUGACAUCAGGAGCAAGCUCCUUCGCGAAUGUUUACAGGAUGUCAUCGGAAACACCGACGGGGUUAGUCUGGUUGAUGAGGUGCCCAAGCUGAACCCUCACCUACUAUUCCUGUAUCUGGAGGAUCUCCGAGCUCACCUUAGGGCGCUCAAGCAAGCCAAACCAGCUGGGGAGACCAAGAAGGCGAGAAAGAAGAACCAGGUCCGGCUUGACGACAAGAGAAAGCAUCUCAAGGUGAUGAUCAAGUACAUUGACAAAGACUACGAAACCACGAAAGAAAGUCUAUACCCCAUGCUGGAGAAUGGACUCAUCACCUUCGACCUGAUGUGGGCUCUCUGGAAACCGAACACGCUGGCUUACACGACAACUUACGGAUGCACCAGCGAGCCCCGAGUAUUCAAGGUAGAUAUGGCGACUCCUCAAUCAUCAAUUGUCAAGGGCCGGUUCUACUACAUCGAUGGCAAGUACGUGGAGUUUGACGGGAAGCGGUUCGGGUAUGGCGGCAUGGCAGUGGAUGUGGACGAGUUCCAAGGCGCUCGCAGGAUCACCAGCCUGCCCUGCUACCCCCUUCAGUACCACCCGAACGAGAGCAAGCUCCGCGCCGAUUUGAUCGAACGAGGCAAGAAGUUUGUCAAGCUCAGCGGCGUCCAUUACAAGAGCUAUCAGGGCAUCGCUUUCAUGAAGCGCAAGAAAAACCUCGUCAUCAAGUUCAACAUCCAGCCAAGCCGUGUCAUGAUUGAUCCAUCCACUUUUCGAAGGAUCAACCCCAAUUACAGUGUGUCGUCGGUCAAACCAAAGGACCCCGACAUUCUCUCGGAUAGUUCAGACUCGGAGUCGGAGGACUGCUGUGACUGCCAAGAUUCGGACUCGGACGGGGUAGAAAAGGUCAAGUAUGUCACCAAAGUGUUCAAAGAUGGCAAUGGCGAAGUACAGAGAGCGAGAAUACCGAAGGAUCUCUUCGGGAGCGAACCAGACCAAGAAGAACUCGACAAAAUACCCCCCAAGAGCGGAGAGGAUGACGAAGAGGCAGAGACGUUUGAGUUUACCGACGAGGAAUAUCUCAUCGCAUCGCCCGUGUUCCUUGGGUUCUCCUUUUCGGAGAAGCAUUGGCUGGAGCUGAGCGUUUCUGGCAUCGGCGAGAUCAAGUGGAACGACAAGGCCUGGGAUUCGCUCGUCCUUGAGCCUCAGACCAAGGACUUGAUCAAAGCUCUUGUCAAAUCACGCAAGUACCACGCAGCAAACACGAUUGACGAUGUGAUUCAGGGCAAAGGAAAGGGCCUUGUCACGGUCCUGCAUGGACCCCCGGGAACAGGCAAGACACUUACCGCCGAGGGCAUCAGUGAGUUGCUCAAGUGCCCUCUGUAUAUGGCCUCGGCGGGAGAGCUUGGGACAGAUUCUCGAUACCUCGAGGCAGAGUUGCAGAAAAUCUUGGACACUUGCCAUGCCUGGGGAGCCAUUCUUCUCCUGGACGAAGCGGACGUCUUCCUGGAGAAACGCAACAUGCACGACAUUCAACGGAACGCCCUAGUGAGCAUCUUUCUCCGGCAGCUGGAAUAUUUCCAGGGAAUUCUGUUCCUUACUACCAACCGCGUUGAGACUUUUGAUGAAGCGUUCCAGUCGCGGAUCCACAUUGCCCUCCGAUACGAUGCCCUCGAUGCCAAGGCGAAGCGAACCAUCUUCCAGAUGUUCCUCGACAGGGUGCGUGAUCUGGGCAAGCUCAAGGUAGAGCCGCUGAAGGAGGAUGACUGGACGUAUCUCUCGAAGCAAGAGUUGAACGGACGAGAGAUCAAGAAUGUGAUAAGCUCAGCUCAAGAUCUUGCCGUUAACAAGGGUGAGGCACUGAGCAUGCGUCACAUCAAGCAAGUGCUUAACGUGCAUGCCAAUUUUGGGCGGGAUCUCAGAGGCGGCACUGGCUACGAAGACGCCAUGAGAAGCUACUUUUAG
Molecule: messenger RNA, 2886 nt
Organism: Fusarium vanettenii 77-13-4
Lineage: Eukaryota; Fungi; Ascomycota; Sordariomycetes; Hypocreales; Nectriaceae
Exons: 5
Coding region: 1-2886 (961 amino acids)
Molecular function (GO): ATP binding; ATP hydrolysis activity
Source: RefSeq, a predicted model, not a curated record